Zootoca vivipara (common lizard) is the source of this 6158-nucleotide messenger RNA. It is a transcript of the gene VPS26B, whose product is annotated as VPS26 retromer complex component B. The record is from RefSeq and is a predicted model, not a curated record. NCBI's taxonomy places the organism in Eukaryota, Metazoa, Chordata, Lepidosauria, Squamata, Lacertidae. Gene Ontology annotation, biological process: intracellular protein transport.
GGGCGCGUGCGCAGUACGAGGCCCGAGGUCCGGGACGCGGCGCGAGCUCCGCAGCCAGCAGCGAGCGCAGCCCUGGCGAAGGCGGGGAAGAGGCAGCGCAUCAUCGGAGCGGCGGCGGCUGUCAUCCUUCUUCCCUUAUUUUUUUUAUUUUUUUGCAAAGGCCCGGCUGUGCAGUGAAUGCUCCGGUGCUGCGUUGCCUUUCGCUGCACGGCAUUGCUCUCCGGAGCCUCGGGCCUUCCUGCAGCAACCUCCCUCCGCCACCUUUUCCUUUCCUCCCAGGGAGCAACGCCCCCAUCGAUUUUCCAACCCAUUCCACGUCAUUUAUUUAUUUAUUCAUUUAUUUAUUUAUAGUUAUUAUUUGAAACCCCCAGCGAAGUGGCCCCCUGGAUUGCACACGCCUACCCCCUCCGCCCCCCCCCCAAGCAGCAGAGUCCUCCGUGCAUGCUUCUUCCCAUUCCCUGCCGAAGCUGCUGGACCUUUCCCCGUUACCACCAACCAUGUCCCCCACGGCUUGCAACGUUGCAUUCCGUCUCCAGCUGUGAACGCCCCUUCCCGCUCCUCCUCCUUGCACGCCCACCUUCCUUGCAUUGGCGCCCGAAGGUGAAGGAGCAGCGCCCCCAACCUGGGGCUGCAUUGAUCCCUGCCAGUUCUUGGGUCUAGCCUUUCCACGCCUUCGGAGCUGUAGCUUGCAGAGCAUCAGUUAUCAUUCUUCUUAUUGGGUCCAUACAGCACCUGCCUACCCCCCCCUUCCUUCCAUCACCCCAGUUUCCUUACCCCACCAAAUAGACCUCCUUUUGCUCUGAGCCCUUUUGCCCAACAGAGCCUUAGUCCUGCCCCAGCGCACCCAGGUUUCCUUAUGCACCAGGAUCCUGUGGUUUCCUUUUCUUACUUUGGUAACUGUUUUUUAGCCAGACAAGCCAAGAUUGCAUCUUGGACUUGCAAGGCUGCUCCUCCUUCGCAGCAUCGGUGAAAGCUCCCGCUUGGAGAGCAAGGCGUGCAAAGCCACCCCAAGGUGCUGCUUGCCCUGUUCUGUGCUGCUCGGCACCGCCUUAGCCCUCUGAGGUGCUGCAUCCCUUCCCCUACGUCGCCAUGAGCUUCUUUGGGUUUGGACAGAGUGCGGAUCUGGAAUUGGUCCUGAGCGAUGCAGAGAGCAGGCGCCGGGCAGAGCAUAAGACCGAGGAGGGCAAGAAGGAGAAAUAUUUCCUCUUCUAUGAUGGUGAGACGGUUUCGGGGAGGGUCAUCCUCACCCUCAAGCAUCCAAACAAACGGCUGGAGCACCAGGGCAUCAAGGUGGAGUUCAUUGGGCAGAUCGAGCUAUAUUACGACCGAGGGAACCACCAUGAAUUCGUGUCACUUGUGAAGGACUUGGCCCGCCCUGGAGAGUUCACCCAGUCACAGACCUUUGAUUUUGAAUUCACACAUGUGGAGAAACCGUACGAAUCCUACACGGGGCAGAACGUGAAGCUGAGAUACUUCCUCCGGGCCACCGUGAGCCGCAGACUGAACGACGUGGUGAAGGAGAUGGACAUUGUUGUACACACGCUUAGCACGUACCCAGAACUUAAUUCCUCCAUCAAGAUGGAGGUGGGCAUUGAAGAUUGCCUACAUAUUGAGUUUGAGUACAAUAAAUCCAAGUACCAUUUAAAAGACGUGAUCGUUGGGAAGAUCUACUUCCUCCUUGUGCGGAUCAAGAUCAAGCACAUGGAGAUCGACAUCAUCAAGAGGGAGACUACGGGGACUGGCCCUAAUGUUUACCAUGAAAACGAUACAAUAGCUAAAUAUGAGAUCAUGGAUGGGGCACCUGUUAGAGGGGAGUCCAUUCCCAUCAGGCUCUUCCUCGCUGGCUACGAACUGACGCCGACCAUGAGGGACAUCAAUAAGAAGUUCUCGGUGCGCUACUAUCUCAACCUCGUGCUGAUUGACGAGGAGGAGCGGCGCUAUUUUAAACAGCAGGAGGUGGUGUUAUGGCGCAAAGGCGACAUUGUGAGAAAGAGCAUGUCCCACCAAGCUGCCAUUGCCUCUCAGCGGUUUGAAGGCACGUCCUCCCAGACGGAGAGCAGAACGCCCAGCCAGCCUUCAGAGAACAACGGCCGGCAGUGAAGGGGUUGCAGGAUGAGGGGUUCCAAAGCGCUUCCGUGGUCAAGGCUUGAAGACGUCGACGAGGAAGGAGAACGCAGAACGGAUCUUUCACCAGAGACUUGCGAACACAAAUUAUCUUGUCAGGUUGUGUGUGUGUGUGUUUUCUUCAUUUUUCCUUGUUCCUUUCCCCCUGAGGACUAGCAACUUAACGGAAUGGGGAGGGAGCCAACGGACGCGACAGCGGCAAGGUUUGCCUCCCUCUGCAUUCAAAUAUUCCUUGGGGGUGGGGUGGGGAGCUCGAUCAGUGGCUUUAGAAGGCAUGAUGAAGGGAAGGGUGGCUGGUGAAAAGGGUGGCUGUGUUCUGACAUGAUGCUAAAAGCAUUGCCCCCCCCAAAAAAUGUAAAGACACCCCCAUCGAUUUUACUGUACAUUUGGUGUUUUUUAUUUUAUUUUAAGAGCUCUCUAUUUUCUCUUCCUCAGUGGCAUUAUUCAUAUGUGUACAUAAGUAGAGGCUCAUUUAGCAUUCAAGUGUAAUAAUAAUAAUAAUUUCCCCAGCAUUUCCUAAACUCCUAAAAGCUGAUGGGACACUUUCUUUCCCAAAUUAAAAUUUGGGAGUCUCGCUUCAUUCUUGCACCCAAACUGCUUUUACUUUUUAAGGUAAAUCGUAUAUCCCUGGGUGGAGUCUGUGUUCUGAGCACAGCUCCUGCUUAGAAGGAAGCAGGCGCAGAACAGCAUCUCUUGCAGACAUACACAGCGGACAGCCUCUUCUGAAGGCAGGCAUAGGAAGAUCAGCACUGGCUGUGAUUUGAAUGACUGACUGGAGAGGUGGGGCUGGUAAAUCGCGCAGAGAGGCGACAGGGAGCCUCUUGGGCUAGGUCGGUGCAGUGGGCUCCUGGUAGCAUGGCCCUCCAAUGUCAUUGAAUUCCAAUUCCUUAUCAGUCCGAGGCGGUAUUGAUAAGGGGCAGGAUUGAUGGACAUUGUGGUCCAGUAACAUUUGGAGGGCCAAAGGUCCCCCACAGUAACAUUUGGAGGGCCACGGGUCCCCCACAUGAUUGUGACAUGGGAAUUGUUUUUUACCCUCCGUUUUUCGAGUUUCUUUCUCGAACUGGGGGAAAAACGACACUGUUUUCACCGAGCCAGAUGUGUGGUUUUGAGACUUCCUUUGUUUUCAACGAAGGGAAAAUUGGAGUGUGAGGAGGAAAGCUGCACUUUCGGGGCCUUAAAAAAAGAAAAGAAAAAAGGAUGCAGUGAGGAAGGAAAACACACACACCCUGUUUCUGUUUUUGCCCACUUUAAAACAUACCCUCCCCAAUAGCAUUCUCCUAUUUCCCAAGCUGUCCUCAUGCACUCUGUUGCUAUUCCAAAAGUUGUUGGAACAGCACAGCCCAUUCCCAAACUGUGUUCCGUGAGGGGGAAAACCCUAAGGACCUGGUACUUUCUGUAUGUCCAUUUCUUACCGCUGAGGUGACCCACACUCUUUCAUAUCCUAAAAGCGAACCUUCGGGGAGGUGGAAUGGCAAGCUGCGUCUAGAAGUGUGUCCCUUAGGAUUAGAUAUUUGGAAAGCCCUGAUGAAUUGGGCUGCUUGUUCCUAAGUGUGCUGGGCGCACCUGCUCUUGGACAUCUUUCCCCAUAUCCUAUAAAAGACCACACACACACUGCAGCCAAAGCUUCAUCUCCCCACCCCCACCCCAAAAAGCCUGAUGUAAGCUUAAAGUUUAUCUGAACACUUCAAAUGUACAGAGUUAAAUAGAUGUGUCUUGUUCUGUAAGCAUGAGUUGGUUUUAUUCGUCUUCACCAUUGAGAUUGACUAAGGGGAACAAACAGUCGCUUUCUUCCCUGCCAGCCCAUUUUGUGAUAAAUAUGCACUUUCUUCUGUAGAGGUGGGCGUAAGACUGAAUGUCACCUCAAAAUACUCAGCAAUUUGUUGGUUGGGUUGCUCCCCCUUUAAAACAAACCAUUUACCUGUAAUUUAAUAUUACCUGUAAUUUAAUUUCUCUGAUUUGCCUUCUGACUUCAGCACUUUUAGGAAUGUUUCUUUUAAGCUUCUCCCCUCUUUAUUUUCCUUCCGUGAAUCAAUGAGAACUAGAAACUUGAGCACCACAGCUGCUCCCUCAACAAAAAUGAAAUCUACUUGCAGUUCUAACAGAUUCCUGGGACCAAGCAAAUGUUUUGUUUUUAAGACACCCACACCUUCAUUCGGUUUCUUAAUCAGUAGGAUAUAUCUAUGCAGAGAUUCCACCAGAUCUCUGUAAAAGCACCAGAGGACAUGACAAUUGUCAGCUUUUAUUUUAGAAGAGAGACACGUGGGCAGCUCGUGUGCAUGCGAUGGCUAAAAAUGUGUAGGCUAUGCCUGAUGAAAUUUCAGAAGGCAGAGGGGCUACUUGAAUGAAAUUUCUGGUGGCCUGCGUGUGUCUUUCCCUGUGACUAUCAAAGUGAUUAAAGUGCAUUUUUUUAACAGCUUGUAAAAUAAAUUGCACAGAAUUGUCUUAAAUUUGCAAAAUUGGUGUGGUGCAGGGUACGUGAUUUCAGUUUUCUCAGUUGUCCUUAUGCAGAACUCCCACCUUUCAUAGAAUUAAAGAACUGUAGAGUUGGAAGGGAUACUAAUGGUCAUCUGAACCAUGUUUGAAUUGAAAACACCCCCACCUAUUUGGAAAGACAGUUCUCUGAAUAAUCCAGCUUUUACAUGAGGGAUGGGGGACCUGUAACCCUCCAGAUGUUUCUGGACUACAACUGCCAUCAUCCCUAACUCUUGACCAUGCUGAGCAGGGCUUAUGGGGGUUGGAGUCCCCAAGCAAUGGGAACCUGUGCCUUUUCCAAAUGUUGUCGGGACUCUAAAUCACAACAUCCUUUACUAUUGGUCAUGCUAGCUGGGGCUGAUGGGAGCUGGAGUUCAGCAACAUCUGGAGGGCCACAGCCAAGCUGGCCAUUACUGGAAAGCUUUUUCUCCCAGUUGCUUUGCGACCCAUGGAGGGAGAGUUCAAGGAUUGUGUGUUGCUUGUGGGGGUGGGGGAAGAAUACAAUGCCUUCUGUAAAGUGUAGGUAGAUAUUGCAGUCCUGCUUGAGCAUAAAGCCAUAUUCUCUGGCAGGCUGUAUUCUGAAGAAUACAACUGCAAAUGUAUUUUUAAACAGGGGCUGUGCCCUUACUCACUUAACCUGCCAACCUUCCUCCCCUCCCUUUACACCUCACCAAAAAAAUCCCGCCUCUCCAUGGCUCAUCUGGGCCACCCACUGCCCAAGUAUCCACCCUCUGAUUCCUUCACCUUGCCUGGGCUGCUGGAAUCACUACCCUCCAGUUUCCCCCCCCCCUUUUGCCUGAGCAGCUUGUCAACACUGUCAUUUUCAUCGCCAUCUGGCUGUAGCCAAGAGAACUCUAGCGUGAUGACAUUCUUUCAUUUUUUUAUAUUGCAGAGAUACAGAAUCUGGUACUAGCUAGUGGGACCCGUGCAAAUAACAACAUCUUUAUGAGACAGGUCACUAUUAAUCCCCAUUUGGACAGAUUGGGAAUGAAAACUAUAUGCCUAGGAUAGCCAAUUUGGUCCCCUCUGGGUGUGGCUAAACUUUUUAUUUCCCGUCAACCCUAGCCAGCAUGGCCAAUAAGUGGAUCACAUGUUGGAGCAAAGAUUUCAAAGCCAAUUAUCUUAUGUCACAGAGACAGGAAACCAAUGCUCUGACAGCUGUACCUAAUGGGGACAUUCCCCCCUUCUCAAGUUUUUUUGUUGUUGCUAAUGCUUGCCAUCUACUACUCUGAAGGUUUUAGAAUCACACAAACACGUCGCUAGGUUGGCAGAGAACCUGUGGCUCCCCCCAGAUGUUGCUGAACUACUCGUCCCAUCAACAUCUGGAGGACCAAAGGUUCCCUCUCCCAGAGCUUGGGAGUCCUACAUUAAGUGGGGAAAGAACUGGCAUCUCACAUAUGAAGGCCAAGGAUGCUCCACCAAGAAGAAGCCAGGCUGAAACAAAACACCAAAUGCGUUGGGUCCACAAAGGGGAGAGAUGAUACUUUGGCUCUCACCGCAAAGCAGGCUGGGUGCUCCUCCUAAGUUUACGCCACCCCUCAUUCAUGUGUGCAACAGUUCCU